CAUAACAAGUGAAAUUUUCUAUUUUAGUCAUAUUUAUAAAAAAAAGAAAGAAAUUCACUAAACAUAAUUAAUUUUUUGUCAAUCUUGAAUUAUAAUGGAUCCAAAAUUUAUCCAAAAAUGCUAUACAAAAUUAAUAUUAUAAGAGAAAUAAACAGUAAGCUUUAUGGGUUUAGUAACUCGUUUAAAAAAAAAACAAAAUAAAAUAAAAGUUUCAGAAAAGAAAAGGAAAACAACAUGAUCCUCAAAAUUCAUAAAAUCUCCUUUUAUUAUUUUUAUAAUUAUUUUGUGGGAGCUCUCCUCGACUAAAACGUUCCAUAUAUUCGAUCAUCUAAAUAUUUGAUAUUUAUCUAGUAUGCUACCAAGUCCCCAGUCUAGGCACCCAUGCACAACUGAAAGGUUCAAAAAUACAAUGAACAAAACUAUUUUAUUUAAUUCUAUCUACCUUUUCAGCCUUUCUUCAAUACGAUUUCAGAGAAAGUUACACCCAGAGAAAAUAAUUCGCACACAUACAUAAAGUAUAUAUAUUUGUACAAAAAAGCAUAAUUUUCUUCAGAUAUAGAUCAUUUUCUUGACUAGGCUCUAAAAUGAGAUAUGUAACUUCCUGACUUCCUGUGCAUAUGUCAUGCAUGAUGAAUAACAAUCAUCGUUGUAAGAGGACUCAUACAUAGAUUGGUCAUUAGUCAAUGACCAUUUAUUGAAAUUCAAAACAGAACAAGAAAAUAAUCGUGAGUGUCACUGUUUAGUUAUCCAAUCAGAUGAAAAGAAGAAAGUAUACAUUUCCAAUUUCUCAAAAGUCCAAUCAUAGUUUAUAUAUAAAAGCGACUUACUAGGCAGAAAUGUGUACAUGUCCUCAUAUUAUAAAUCGCUCUUGGACUUUCUAGUUGACAGAUCAUUGAAGCAUUGAACACAGAGGACAAUUGGAAACUCACACCUAUAAUUUGCAGCUCAUCAUUUCUAAUAAUAAAAACGGUUGAGGUAAAAAUAUAAUGGCUGUUUUCUUCCAAGGAGAAACUGAAAUGAGAGAACCCUCUUCCGAUCUUUUUAUGGUGAACCUGAAUCCGUCCCCUGAUCAGACAAUGACCAUUAAUGCUCAUAACAAUCACUUUUACAACUUGUGCUUCGCGCCCCAACAACAUCCACAGCGAAUGAACAAAUAUGAAGUACUAGAUCAUAUCGAACAAGCGAAUUGUUCGGCGAUCUCCACGGUUUCAAACGGGAGAGUAACGCAAAGCUUCAGGGCUUUGGCUCCGACCUACUUAAGAGUUGCUCAAGAAUUGCUCAAUGAGAUUGUCCAUGUUGGACACGGUAGCCGUGGCGCAAAACAAGAGCAACAAAUGAAUAAUGAGUCGGCGACUUAUGGAUUAUACAAUGGAGUUGGGAAUAUAAACGGUGGCCCUAAGCCUGGCGUUUGUCGGCAGGAGUUGCAAUUGAAGAGAGCAAAGCUUAUCUCCAUGGUGGAAAAGGUUGAACAGAUAUACAAGCAAUACCACGACCAAAUGCAGACAGUAAUCUCAUCUUUUGAGCAAGAAGCGGGUUUAGGCUCAGCAAACUCGUACACACAUAUGGCGUUGCAAACAAUAUCAAAGAAGUUUCGUGCUGUGAAAAACAUGAUAUGUUUGCAAAUCAAACGCAUAAACAAUUUGUUAGGAGAAAAAGAAUGUGAAGGUGUAAGUUUAGCCAAGCAGUUGGGGAAGAUGCCAGAUAACCAUUCAAAUGCUUGGAGACCACAACGAGGUUUGCCCGAAACAGCUGUUUCCGUUCUUCGGGCUUGGCUUUUUAACCAUUUUCUUCACCCAUAUCCAAGGGAUUUAGAUAAAGAAAUGCUUGCCAAACAGACUGGCCUUACUAAAAGCCAGGUAUCAAAUUGGUUCAUAAAUGCUCGAGUUCGAGUGUGGAAACCAAUGGUGGAGGAGAUGUAUUUGGAAGAAAUGAAUAUUGAAGAAAGCAGAAAAGGAGGAAACCUCAGUGAACAUGGUAACAAAGGUUCAUCCUCUAAGCAACUUUGCAAUAAUACAACUUCAGAUGAAUCUUCGAACUUGAUCUUACCCGCGUUUCAUCAAGGAUUCAUUGAAAAUGAAACCUCUAUGCAAAACUCAUUCUCAAGUUGCAGCGUAAUGACGUUCGGGAAGCAACACGUGAACCAAGCUAAGUUGAUCCAAUUCAAUGGAGGGUUCGAAAACUAUCACGCAAUGGUUGGAAACGGUGUCUCCCUUUCUCUUGGCAUGCCUCAUUCUUGCGACCAAUCCUUCAACAACAUUCAGUUUGGGUCGACAAGUAAUGAAACUAAGAUCUCGGGCAUAUAUCCCUCUUUAACAUAUCAAAACAUGGAUUAGAGAUCUGAAUAGAUAUCAUAAAAAUAUAAAUCUGCAUGUUGUUGUGGCUUCUUGUGUGUAUAGCCUUAGUCAAUCGUUGCUUUCAUAUAGAUCAUAGGCAGAAGAAAUAACUAAAAUAUAGAGUUUGAUAAAACCUGUAGAUAACAAUAUUUAGCUUAAGACUAUAGAUACUCAAUGGUCUUGCUAUAUUCAAGAUGGCAUAGUAUCGAUAGAAUGCUUGACAAAUGGGUGUAAAUAGAGAUCAUGUCAACCAUGAGAUCCAAGUGUUUCCUUUAGUUGUGUGUUUUAUAAAUGUGUUUGUGUGUGUAAAUGUGUUACACCAGGCAACAGCGUCGAGUAUAAUUUCUUAUGCAUGUAUGAGUUUAUUUGUUAUUUUAUAUAUAAACAAUUAAGUGACGCAUCCACUACCA
This is a messenger RNA of Brassica napus (rape), 2743 nucleotides long. RefSeq names its product BEL1-like homeodomain protein 5. The coding region runs from base 987 to 2333 and encodes 448 amino acids. Gene Ontology annotation, molecular function: RNA polymerase II cis-regulatory region sequence-specific DNA binding; DNA-binding transcription factor activity, RNA polymerase II-specific. The transcript has 5 exons. Gene Ontology annotation, biological process: regulation of transcription by RNA polymerase II. Lineage: Eukaryota; Viridiplantae; Streptophyta; Magnoliopsida; Brassicales; Brassicaceae. The record is from RefSeq and is a predicted model, not a curated record.